AUGUCACCCUCAACCGAUAUCCUGUUCUAUGAUCCUCGUGCCGCUCAUCCACCUGGAGUGAGCACCGCUACGGUCGAGCGAUACACGACGCAUAAACGCCGGAUCAGUAGCAGUGCUCGGUCCGUAGUUUCCCUCGGUCGGUCAGGUUUCGAUGAGCAUAACGAUGGAGCUCUGGAGCGAGAGAGAAAUAAGCAUACCACAAGUCUGUAUAUCCAGACCCCCAAGUUUACUGCUCCGGUUACGAUACCUCAGGGUAGGGUCGUCUCUGGCAUCGACGAAAAGAUGGUCGUUCCCGACUCAGUUCCUCCCGGACUACAAUCAUGCGCUUCGACGGAUAAAGAGUUCCUCUUACCGUUGUUCGACAACGGGGACCGAUCACGACAGAAAUCGCCCUUCCCUUUCUCAUCCUUAUCCUGGGCAUCGACCUUGAAGACGACCCUCAUCGGCCUGGUCUUCCUACUCGGCGUGUUACAAUUCCUCCUCAACAAUCCCCUCUACUCGACAUCAUCCACUCGAAAGCAAUCAUCCGUGUUUCAACGACAAGAACGGGAGUUUGCUAGGAUCGCUCAGAGGUGUCAUGGUCUUCCUGGGAUCACCGCUCCGACCUACCUCGACCGGCUCGAUUCGCUCCAAAAGACUUUGAACAAGCUUAAAGAGCAGGACGAAGGUCGACGUCAGAUCUGGAUGUCAGAGCCUUCCGCAACGUCGGCUUAUUUCACGUCAAUCUCCAAAUCCGAAUGGAGCCUCUCCGAACGACCUUUCCUCUUCAUGGUCGAAUCCUCUCAUGAGGGCAAUUCGGGGGCGAACCUAAAGAUCUUUACCCCGCACUUUGAGGAAGAUCGAGCGAGGAUCUUGCCCCUGUUCGGGAUCCCUGCGAAACAACCCCCUGCAGCUUGGAUGUUGGAGAGGAAACAGAGCGCGGUGGAGACCGUCGUCAAAGGCGAUUCGACGUACACUAUCGAAUACAUCGCUUGGCAGGAAGACGAAUCCCCUUAUGCCGUUCUCGCGCAGCACAUCGAGUCGUCUUCUGGGCUCAGUGAGGAGGACUUCAAGAGCGAGACUGUACAGAUCCACCUCGAUCCGGGCGUCAGGGCGUUCGUCUCGUCUGGAAUCGCACACGAGUUUGACUCUCGGAAACAUUACGGCGUCUACCUGGACGUAGCGGAUCCGAAGAUCUCGAGUCUACGAGAGAGGAAGAGCGCUGAAGAGAUCGAGUUGCUAGAAUGUGCCAAUCAUUUCACACUACAAGCUAUCAGGAGAACCCGCGAGACGAUCGAAAUUGGGAUGACCGAGACCAAGGUCGGAUCGAUCCUGCGGGAAGAGUUUGCGGCUCUGGGUAUGCCCGACGGUGAAGGAUUGGUUCUCUUCGGAGAAAACGCGGCAUUACCCCACGGAAGCGGGACGGACAGGGUUUUGACCGAUAGAGAUUUUAUCUUGAUCGAUGCUGGCGGUACCUUCAAAGGUUACGUUGCCGAUGUCACCAGGACAUUUGCCUUGAAAGACACCCGUCUUAGUUUCAAACAAAUGCAACUAUGGCAUACCGUACACUCUGCUCAAGGGGCGGCCUUGGAUGCGGCUGUCAAGCACGGAGCUACGGGACACAGUAUCGACGAGGCCGCUCGAAAGCUGAUCCGCGACCGAGGUUCCUCGGCAGAAGAGAAGAACGGGUUGACACAUCGUCUCGGUCACGGCGUCGGUCUGGAAGGUCACGAAUCGCCCUACCUAGUCGGCUCGAAUUACGACGAAGUGGUACCUGGAAACACCUUUUCGAACGAGCCUGGCAUCUACAUCGUUGGCCAAGUUGGGGUCAGGUUGGAGGACUGCUGGUACCUGCACGAAGACGCCGAAGGAAAGCGCACCGCACGCAUGUUGACAGGACCGGCUGUUAGCCCUUUGAUCUUGUAG
Messenger RNA from Filobasidium floriforme, 1905 nucleotides. Its product is annotated as peptidase M24, structural domain-containing protein. Lineage: Eukaryota; Fungi; Basidiomycota; Tremellomycetes; Filobasidiales; Filobasidiaceae. The record is from RefSeq and is a predicted model, not a curated record. The coding region runs from base 1 to 1905 and encodes 634 amino acids. The transcript has 6 exons.